AUGGAAAGCUUAUUAAAUGAAAAAAAAAAUUUUAUUAGGCAUGUUAUAUCAAAUGCUCCUCCCGGAAAAAUCUAUGAUUUAGUAUCAGAUUUAAAAAUACUAUUUGGAUCUAAUCAGUUUAUUCAGAAUUUAAUAGAAGAAGCUGUACAAAAUUAUAAUGAAAAUAAUUAUACACUUAUUCCUGUUGGAGAUAAUGAUUAUGUAAUAACUUGUGAGAAAUCAAAAAUUGAUAAUUCUUAUGUUCACCUAAAAUUAAAAUUGUUAGUCAAUGUUAACCAUAUGAAAAGAAAAGUAAUUUCAGUGAGUGAAUUAAAAGAAUUAAACUAUUCAAAUGAGUUAGAAAAUUAUAGAAAAAUUUGUGAUGAAAAACUAGAAAAAUAUAUGCAAGCACAUUUCCAAAAAUGGAAUGAAAUACAAACAAUAAAUUUUCCUACUGUUAAUAUAAAUUCUAAAAAUGGAUUAUCAGUAAAAUGCAGUUCUUCAGUCUAUGCUUGUGAAAAAGAACAAAAGUUUAAUUUAUUUUUUAUCAUAUGUUGUGAUAGAUAUUAUAUAAAAAAUUUUUACACCAGCUCAUGGAGAAGCUCAUGGAAUGUUAAUUUUUUACUUACAGAUGAAGAAGUUCUUUUAAAUGGUACAAUAGAUAUAGCUCUUACUUAUUUUGAAGAUGCCAAUAUAAAUUUUAAAACAACCAAAACAUUUGAAAAAAAAAUUUAUGAUAUUGAGAAAUUUUCCUCGAAUAUUUUGUCUGCUAUAAAUGAAUAUGAAAAUUACAUGUUGUAUGAUCUAAAUAAUUUUUUAAUCAAUAUAAACAAAGAAUUAAUAAAAAACACCAGAAAAAUAAUACCAUUAAAUGGAGAGAAGUUUGACUGGAAAAGUACUUAUCAAGACAUUCCCAUUCAAAUUAGGUUAAUAAAACAUAUAUAUAUAUAUAUAUAUUGUUUGAAUAAUAUUAUCAUAUUUUUUAUUAAAAGCAAAAAAACAAUAAAAAAAAAAUUAUGA
Plasmodium relictum is the source of this 999-nucleotide messenger RNA. It is a transcript of the gene CPalpha, whose product is annotated as F-actin-capping protein subunit alpha, putative. The transcript is spliced from 9 exons. NCBI's taxonomy places the organism in Eukaryota, Apicomplexa, Aconoidasida, Haemosporida, Plasmodiidae. Bases 1 to 999 code for a protein of 332 amino acids. Gene Ontology annotation, cellular component: actin cortical patch; F-actin capping protein complex. Gene Ontology annotation, biological process: actin cytoskeleton organization; barbed-end actin filament capping. The record is from RefSeq and is a predicted model, not a curated record. Gene Ontology annotation, molecular function: actin filament binding.